Molecule: messenger RNA, 1101 nt
Organism: Capsicum annuum
Lineage: Eukaryota; Viridiplantae; Streptophyta; Magnoliopsida; Solanales; Solanaceae
Product: dof zinc finger protein DOF3.1
Exons: 1
Coding region: 297-914 (205 amino acids)
Biological process (GO): regulation of DNA-templated transcription
Molecular function (GO): DNA-binding transcription factor activity; DNA binding
Source: RefSeq, a predicted model, not a curated record
GUACAUAUAAAAAUUUUUAAAAAUGAAAAAAAAGUGAAAUUUGUCCUCUUUAUCUACACCAAAUCCAACUUUGAGAGAGACUCCAGUAACACUCUCUGUACUCCCAAAUUUCAUAACCCUCUCUCUCUCUCUCUCCACUUUCUUUGUAACUGAUUUGUGUUUUGCACUUUCCCACCCACAACAAAAAUAAACAAAAUUUGGUCUUGUUUACCUUUAACCUGGUACACUAGUAACCUUUUAUUAGUGUGAUCAGUCCAAAAAAACUGAAUCUUUAUAUAGUUUAUAAAGGAUACAAUAUGCAAGAUCCAUCAUCAUUAAUAUAUUCACAGAUCAAGCCUCAAUUCCCAGAUCAAGAAGUAUUGAAAUGUCCUAGAUGUGACUCAAUCAACACAAAGUUUUGUUACUACAACAAUUACAACCUUUCUCAGCCACGACAUUUUUGUAAGAAUUGUAAAAGGUAUUGGACUAAAGGAGGUAUUUUAAGGAACAUUCCAGUUGGUGGAAGCUCUCGUAAGAACUCGAAGCGAUCAUCAUCAUCAUCAAGUAGUAGUAAACAAUCCUUAAGGACAUCGUCUUUAUCACCAUCUUCAGCACAGAAUGGAAAAAUAGAGGUUUUUCCUACACCUGCUUUUCCAGCUUUUGAUCAGGAAAGCCCGAUUCUUGAUGCGAACGGGCCUUUUGGCCCAUUCCUGGUGUCCAACGGGUCAGAGAUAGGCAAUUUGUUAGAAGGUUUGAAUCCAAACGGGCCUAAUUAUUCGGGCUCUGAUGAUGCUGCGGCUCAAAGUGAGAAUAAUAGUACCAGAGAUGAUGAAUAUUUGGAUGUUCAGAAGGGUGAAGAUUCUAAUUGUUGGAAUGUUAAUACUAAUAGUUGGGCUGAUCUUGCUAUUUACACACCAGGUUCAAGAUUCCAGUAAUUAAUUACUAGUUAUUACUACUUUAUAGUGUCUAAAAGAUUAUGGUUAGAACUUGUACCAGUACUACUAGUAUUUGAGUAAAUGUAGUUAAGUAAAAUCCCGAACUAGUUGAGAUCGAUCGGUAUAUGUUAUGUUAUGCUACUUGGUUAAGUGUGUGUUAAUUUUAUUUAAAUAUUUUUAAGUUGCA